This is a messenger RNA of Carcharodon carcharias (great white shark), 3139 nucleotides long. Its product is annotated as sarcoplasmic/endoplasmic reticulum calcium ATPase 1. Gene Ontology annotation, cellular component: membrane. The record is from RefSeq and is a predicted model, not a curated record. NCBI's taxonomy places the organism in Eukaryota, Metazoa, Chordata, Chondrichthyes, Lamniformes, Lamnidae. The transcript is spliced from 22 exons. Gene Ontology annotation, biological process: calcium ion transmembrane transport; intracellular calcium ion homeostasis. Bases 54 to 3050 code for a protein of 998 amino acids. Gene Ontology annotation, molecular function: ATP binding; P-type calcium transporter activity; ATP hydrolysis activity.
CCGGCGCAAGGAGAGAUUGGCCCGUCGGGCGAGGCCCCCCACAGUCGAUCAGCAUGGAGAACGGGCACAGCAAGACCACCGAGGAGUGCGUGGCGUACUUUGGGGUCAGCGAGCACACCGGCCUCUCCCCCGAGCAGGUCAAGAAGAACUUCGAUAAGUAUGGGCCAAAUGAGCUCCCAGCAGAAGAAGGCAAAACACUUUGGCAACUGGUAGCUGAGCAGUUUGAGGAUCUCCUUGUCCGAAUUUUAUUGCUGGCAGCUUGCAUCUCCUUUGUGCUGGCUUGGUUUGAGGAAGGGGAGGAGACGAUCACAGCCUUCGUGGAGCCUUUUGUCAUCCUGCUGAUCCUCAUCGCCAACGCAGUGGUGGGCGUGUGGCAGGAGCGCAACGCCGAAGAUGCCAUUGAGGCCCUGAAGGAGUAUGAGCCCGAGAUGGGGAAGGUGUACCGGACGGACAAGAAGCUGGUCCAGCGGAUCAAGGCUCGGGAGAUUGUCCCCGGUGACAUCGUGGAGGUAGCAGUUGGUGACAAGGUCCCUGCAGACAUCAGGAUCAUCAACAUCAUAUCGACCACCCUACGCGUCGACCAGUCCAUCCUGACAGGUGAAUCGGUCUCCGUGAUCAAGCACACGGAACCCAUUCCAGACCCUCGAGCUGUUAACCAGGACAAGAAAAACAUGCUGUUUUCCGGCACCAACAUCGGAGCGGGCAAAGCCACCGGAGUGGUGGUAGCCACCGGAGUGAGCACGGAGAUUGGCAAGAUUCGGGACCAGAUGGUUGGUACAGAGCAGGAAAGGACACCCCUGCAGCAGAAGCUGGACGAGUUCGGGGAGCAGCUCUCCAAGGUCAUCUCCCUCAUCUGCGUGGCCGUCUGGAUGAUCAACAUCGGCCACUUCAACGACCCAGUCCAUGGGGGUUCCUGGAUCCGGGGAGCUGUUUACUACUUCAAGAUCGCUGUCGCUCUUGCAGUGGCUGCAAUCCCUGAAGGUUUGCCCGCUGUGAUCACCACCUGCUUGGCAUUGGGUACCCGGCGUAUGGCCAAGAAGAAUGCCAUUGUUAGGAGCUUACCCUCUGUGGAGACCCUUGGCUGCACCUCAGUCAUCUGCUCCGAUAAAACUGGAACCUUGACCACCAACCAGAUGUCCGUGUGUAAGAUGUUCGUCCUCGAUAAGGUGGAGGGGGACGUGUGCACGCUAAACGAGUUCUCCAUCUCGGGAUCGACCUACGCCCCGGAGGGAGAAGUACAUCGGAAUGAUAAACCAGUCAAAAGUGGUCAGUAUGAUGGCUUGGUGGAACUGGCAACCAUCUGUGCCUUGUGCAACGACUCAUCCCUUGACUUCAAUGAGGCCAAGGGCAUCUAUGAGAAGGUCGGUGAAGCCACAGAGACGGCCUUGGUGUGCCUCGUGGAAAAGAUGAACGUCUUUAACACGGACGUCCGCUCCAUGUCCAAAGCAGAACGGGCCAAUGCCUGCAACUCGGUUAUUAAGCAGCUGAUGAAGAAGGAGUUCACUCUGGAAUUCUCACGAGACCGGAAGUCCAUGUCCGUCUACUGCAGUCCGGCCAAAGCAUCUCGUGCUGCCGUUGGGAACAAGAUGUUUGUUAAGGGCGCCCCCGAAGGGGUGAUUGACCGCUGCAACUACGUGCGUGUGGGCACCACCCGGGUGCCGCUCACCGCUGCCAUACGGGACAAGAUCUUGACGGUCAUCAAGGAGUGGGGGACGGGCAGAGACACCCUGCGGUGCCUGGCUCUGGCCACAAGGGACACACCGCCCAAGAGGGAGGACAUGAACCUGGAGGACUCGACAAAGUUCGUGCUAUAUGAGUGCGACAUGACCUUCGUGGGAGUGGUGGGGAUGCUCGACCCACCCCGCAAGGAGGUGAUCGGCUCCAUCCUGCUGUGCCGGGAGGCUGGCAUCCGGGUCAUCAUGAUCACCGGUGACAACAAGGGCACAGCUGUGGCCAUCUGCCGGAGGAUCGGCAUCUUCGGCGAGGAUGAGGACGUGGCCGGCAAGGCCUUCACCGGCCGGGAGUUUGAUGACCUUCCGGCCACCGAGCAGCGGAAGGCCUGCCACAACGCCAGCUGCUUCGCCCGCGUGGAACCUGCCCACAAGUCCAAGAUCGUGGAGUUCCUGCAAUCCUUCGAUGAGAUCACCGCCAUGACAGGUGAUGGAGUGAACGACGCACCCGCCCUGAAGAAGGCCGAGAUCGGCAUCGCCAUGGGAUCCGGCACAGCGGUGGCCAAGAGCGCUUCGGAGAUGGUGCUGGCCGAUGACAACUUCUCCAGCAUCGUGUCGGCCGUGGAGGAGGGUCGUGCCAUCUACAACAACAUGAAGCAGUUCAUCCGAUACCUCAUCUCCUCCAACGUGGGUGAGGUGGUCUGUAUCUUCCUGACAGCCGCUCUGGGGUUACCAGAGGCUCUGAUCCCCGUCCAGCUCCUGUGGGUGAACUUGGUGACUGACGGUUUACCUGCUACAGCCCUUGGCUUCAACCCGCCCGAUCUCGACAUUAUGAACAAGCCCCCCCGGAGCCCGAAGGAGCCUCUGAUCAGCGGCUGGUUGUUCUUCCGUUACAUGGCGAUCGGAGGUUACGUGGGCGCUGCCACGGUGGGAGCUGCGGCCUGGUGGUUCAUGUACGCCGAAGACGGUCCCAGGGUGACCUACCAUCAGCUGUCACACUUUAUGCACUGUACAGAUGAGCACGUUGAUUUUGAAGGAGUUGAGUGUGAUAUCUUUGAGGCGUCUGAACCAAUGACCAUGGCCUUGUCUGUCCUGGUGACGAUUGAGAUGAGCAACGCUCUGAACAGCCUGUCAGAGAACCAGUCCCUCAUCAGGAUGCCGCCGUGGUUAAAUGGUUGGCUGCUGGGUUCCAUCUGCCUCUCCAUGUCACUCCACUUCUUCAUCCUCUAUGUUGACCCACUGCCGCUCAUCUUCAAGUUGACUCACCUGACCUUCACCCAGUGGUUGGUGGUGCUAGAGAUCUCGUUCCCUGUCAUCCUUAUAGAUGAAGUCCUGAAGUUCUUUGCCCGCAACUAUCUUGAAGCAAAAGAGCACAUUUAAAGAAGGGGAAACGGCUGAAGAAAUGAACAAUCGUAUAUAAAUUAAUAUUUAUAUAUAUAUUUAUAUAUAUAUAAAAAAAAAAGACUAAA